CAAGUUUACUCGUCGCAUAGUUUGAUUUUAGAACAAGAUGGCAAAGUUUGUAUGCUUAGUGAUCGUCUCCAUCCCAUUGCUGCUCUUGCUCCUUGGCACCGCAGCAAAGGCCCAACUGGGAAACAGUACAAAUGCAACAGCGGUUUUCUGCUUUGGAGAUUCAACAGUGGAUGCAGGAAACAACAACUAUCUCAACACAUACUUCUCGAUCGCAAGAGCAAAUCACACUCCAUAUGGAUGUGAUUACGAUAAUCAAGCUCCCACUGGCCGCUUCUCCAAUGCAUUAGUCCUCCCCGAUCUUAUUGCGCAAUACAUUGGUGUUGCUAGAGCUUUUCCGUUUCUCCAUCCAUCUGCAAAUGGAAUGAAUCUCACUCAAGGUGUUAACUUCGCAUCCGGGGGAGCUGCAAUCAUCGAUAAGCUCUCCAGCAACCUUGUAUUGCAAACUCCAUACACCUUCAGCGUCCAAGUCGAGUGGUUUCGAAAUGUCACUCAGAGACUACAAGCCGUGGAAGGUGCCACCGCUGCGGCUUCGCGAAUUCGGAAUGCCUUCUGCCUCAUAAGCAUUGGAUCCAAUGAUUUUUCAUACAAAAGCAUGGACACCACCACCUCAAGCCUCAGCGAUGCCGAUUUUAGAAGCUUGCUAGUCAACACACUCUCCACUCGUAUCCAGGACAUCUACAGCAUUGGAUGCCGGAGAUUCAUCGUGUCCGCAAUUGGACCGCUGGGAUGCACGCCCAUCACGCUUACACUCAUGUGUGGUCCGUACAACGCUACGUGUCGAUCGAUGUGCAACGAGACGACCAACGGUAUCGUCUACGCGUUCGACGUGGCCGUGGAGAAUAUGCUCAGGAAUCUCUCCGCGAGCCUCUCCGGCUUCCGCUACUACUACAACUACGAUGCUUUCAACAUCACCCGGGACGCCAUAAGGAAUCCGGCCACAUACGGAUAUACCAUCGUGGAUCGUGGCUGUUGUGGGAGUGGCACCACGGAGAUUGGCGAUGGCUGCCAGAGCUACUUUGGACUGUGCUUUGAUCGCUCCAAAUAUAUAUUCUUCGAUGCGAUCCAUCCCGGAGGAAAGCUCAUCUCGCUAUUAGCCAAUAGAUUGUCCACGUCGCUCUCGAGCUAGUAGAUUUUGUUACUAGACGGAAUAUACAAUAUCUUGCUACUUGACGGAAUAUACAAUACUCUCGUUUGGUCCAC
Molecule: messenger RNA, 1200 nt
Organism: Selaginella moellendorffii
Lineage: Eukaryota; Viridiplantae; Streptophyta; Lycopodiopsida; Selaginellales; Selaginellaceae
Product: GDSL esterase/lipase At1g58430
Exons: 5
Coding region: 38-1126 (362 amino acids)
Molecular function (GO): hydrolase activity, acting on ester bonds
Source: RefSeq, a predicted model, not a curated record